Molecule: messenger RNA, 2214 nt
Organism: Naumovozyma dairenensis CBS 421
Lineage: Eukaryota; Fungi; Ascomycota; Saccharomycetes; Saccharomycetales; Saccharomycetaceae
Gene: RGD1
Product: GTPase-activating protein RGD1
Exons: 1
Coding region: 1-2214 (737 amino acids)
Biological process (GO): signal transduction; regulation of GTPase activity
Cellular component (GO): cytoplasm
Source: RefSeq, a predicted model, not a curated record
AUGAUUAACUCUCCUAGUGAUUCGAAACUAAAUGGGUCCAUAGAUGGGAAUGAAACCUUCCCGCAGGGUUCCCCUAACGUUAAUGAUACUGUACAUUCAUCAUCGUCAGCUACAUCCAACUCGAUAUCAUCAUUGAAAACAUCAAAUAGUCAACCUUUCGCACAAACAACUACCCAACAAUCGCGACCCAAUGAGGUUUCUUUAUUACAAAGAUCAGAAAUAAAAAAAGUAAUGGAUUCAGAUGUAGCAAUCAAUGCCCUGUUGUCAAGAUUAAAACAAUCAUUAUUAACAUGUGAAGAAUUUACAAAAUUUAUACGUAAGAAAUAUAUCUUUGAAGAAGAGCAUACACAAGAACUAUCCAAGCAAUAUAAACAUUUCUUCACAACUGCUUCUCAAUCUAGUUCAUUAAUCUUUGUAAGAAAACCAAUUCACGACGUCCUUGCAUUUGAUGGGAAAUUAUCGGUUGUGAAGGAAAGUUACGUGAAAGCACUACAAAAAAUGUAUGAUGAAAUAAGCGCUUUAUUAUUGACAAUGACUAAGAUGAGGAAAUCAGUGAAAGAGCAUAGUAGAAGAUUGGAAAAGGAUGUCUCUGAUGCAAUACAUAGUGCAGAAAAGGCUCAAAAUAGAUAUACCUCUCUAUGUCAAGAUUGGGAUAAAUUAAGAAUGACUGAUCCAACAAAGACAAAAUUGACAUUAAGAGGUUCCAAGACAACAAAGGAACAAGAGGAGGAAUUAUUGAGGAAAAUUGAUAGUGCAGACUUGGAAUAUAAACAAAAAGUGGACCAUUCAAAUUCAUUAAGAACUACUUUCAUAAUAAGAGAAAGACCCAAAAUCGUUUCAGAAUUAAAGGAUUUAAUUUUGGAAAUAGAUACUGCAAUGACUAUUCAAUUGCAAAAAUAUACAAUUUGGACUGAAAAUUUGAUCCUAAAUAGUGGUGUCUCCAUAAGUCCCUUGGAUUCGAAUAAGUCAAUGAAAGCUGUCGCAUCAUCUGUAAAGAAUGAAAAAGAUCUUUAUGAUUUCUUAAAUAAAUAUAACCAUGCCGGGAAAAAUUCUUUGUUAGUAAAUAGAAAUUUGAUCCCAGUUAAUUAUAAGAAAUAUCCAUCUAUGAUGAAACAUAAUAAUAAAGCUAACAAGUCCCCCCCAAAAUUUGCAGUGGACCCAUCAAGAAAUUCAAUACCAAAGAGAGUGAUUUCGACACAUAAUGAAACACCAUUCCAAGACACACCUCAAGCGAAAUCAUCGAUAAUGACAGAUCCAACGAUAACUGCUGGAGCUACCUUGGCUUCAACAUCUAUAUCAUCCCCUAGUAGCCAACCAUAUACGUCGCCAGCUUCUAGCACUUAUACAACUCCACAAAGUAAACAAAACAUAUUCAACUCAAACCAGCAACUACCCUCAACUCCUUCCCACUCAGGUGUAAAUGCCGUAGAUAGGGUUGCAUCAAAUCAAUCCAGUGUAGAUCAACGAUUUCAAUCAUUGGAUCCUGGUAAUCAAACAGCACGUCUACCAAGCAUGUCCACAACAGUGGACUCAAUGGCAACAUCAAUGUCUGAUAGGCCAAUAUCUCACAUACAAGCAGAUGCAGCAAUGCCACAUGGUGUAAACAAUAAUUUUAAGACUUUCGGCGUUCCCUUAGAAUCAUUGAUUGAAUAUGAACAAGAUAUGGUACCUGCCAUAGUACGUCAAUGUAUAUAUGUCAUCGAUACAUACGGGUUAGAUCUGGAAGGUAUCUACAGAAAAUCAGCGAAUGUUUUAGAUGUAAGUAAAUUGAGGGAAGACAUAGAUAAAGAUCCAUCCAAUGUUUCAAUGAUUUUACCAUCUAAAAAUUUCCAUGAUACAGAUAUUUACCUAGUAGGUUCAUUGUUAAAGGCAUUCUUUUCGUCGUUACCUGACACAUUAUUACCCAAAUCAAUAGCUGAAGAAGUGAAAAUAUGUUGUGCAAUUGAUGAUCCAAAGACAAGAAAGAAUUAUAUGCAUGGUUUGAUUUAUAAAUUACCUGAUGCACAAUAUUGGACGUUAAGAGCUUUAUUAUUCCAUCUGAAAAGAAUAUUGGAACAUGAAUCGAAAAAUAGAAUGAAUUUGAAAGGAUUAUGUAUUAUUUGGGGGCCAACAAUCAUUCCUCCAAAUGUUGAUGACGAGCAUGAUGUAAACUAUCAAAUACGUUCCAUGGAAACUCUGUUAAGCGUCGCUGAUCAAGCUUUCGAACCAGAGUGA